Messenger RNA from Homo sapiens (human), 5863 nucleotides. It is a transcript of the gene ZNF773, whose product is annotated as zinc finger protein 773. The record is from RefSeq and is marked validated. Gene Ontology annotation, cellular component: nucleus. Bases 144 to 494 code for a protein of 116 amino acids. The transcript is spliced from 5 exons. Gene Ontology annotation, biological process: regulation of DNA-templated transcription. NCBI's taxonomy places the organism in Eukaryota, Metazoa, Chordata, Mammalia, Primates, Hominidae.
GUUCGCUGCGGCGACCAGCUCCGGAAAGCGCGGUGGGGACGCGCUGUGUUCUCGCAGCUCAGAGGCGGGUCUGAGGCUCGGUGGCGGCGCCCAGGGUGGCCCGGGCCCUUUCCUCGGUCGUUGUCUCACCGCCACAGGCUCCGAUGGCGGCGGCCACGCUGAGGGACCCCGCUCAGGGCUAUGUGACCUUUGAGGACGUGGCUGUCUACUUCUCCCAGGAGGAAUGGAGAUUGCUUGAUGACGCUCAGAGGCUCCUCUACCGCAAUGUGAUGCUGGAGAACUUUACACUUCUGGCCUCUCUGGGACUUGCAUCUUCCAAGACCCAUGAAAUAACCCAGCUGGAGUCAUGGGAGGAGCCCUUCAUGCCUGCUUGGGAAGUUGUGACUUCAGCCAUACUGAGAGUUUGGCUGCGUAACAGGUCGGCAAAUCUCCUCACUCAGAUAUUCUUCCCGAACCGACAGCCACAAGUGGCGCCCGAACAGGGACGUGAGUGAAGAAGGUCUGCUGGAGCAGAGAAAGUGAAACUGACCAGAAGAAUGAGAAACCCCAGGACAAGUCUGCUGGCAGUGGAUAUAAGGUCAGUGCCCUAAAGAGGUACUGGGAGUGGGAAGUUUCUGAAUCAGGGUAACAUAGGGCAGAAUUUGUCUGCUGAAGAGCAACAUUAUAUGCAGUCACUUAAAGGUUUACUUAAACAAUCUGGUGCUCAGGUUAGUUCUCAAACACUAGCUAAGCUGCUGCAGGAGGUUAUCACGCAUAACCCAUGGUUUCCACAGACAGACACUCUUGAUGUGGAAAACUGGGGUGAAGAUUUGCUUACGGCAUAGGAUAUGAGACUUACAAAUUAAACUAUUGGCAAUCCAGGAUUUAAAAUGUUAAAGAAAAUGAGAUAUCAGAGCAGACAAGGCUUAGGAAAGUCCCUACAGGAAAACCCUGAUCCUAUAUCAAUAACUGGGCAAACAGAUAGAAAAGGGCUAGGUCGUCAGAUUUCUGAUGUGGGUCAUUGAUAUUUCUCCUCCACCCACUGCUUUGCCACUAGAGUGGCUAACAAACCUGUAUGGGUGGAUCAAUGGCCCCUUUCACAGGAGAAACUAACUCAACUCCAUCAGCUAGUAAAAGAGCGAUUGGAUGCAGGACAUAUUGAAGAGUCAGCCCCUGGAAUUCACCAGUAUUUGUAAUACCAAAAAAGUCAGGAAAAUGGGGACUGCUACAUGAUUUGAGAGCUAUUAAUGCACAGAUUAAACCAAUGGGUGCAUUACAGCAAGGUCUGCCAUCCCUGGCAGGCAUUUCCAAGAGACUGGCCUCUUGUAGUAAUAGAUCUUAUUGUUUUUUUUACUAUACUAUUACAUCAGCAGGAUAGGCCUGGAUAUGCCUUCUCUGUGCCUUCUGUUAAUCAAAGGGAGCCUGUCUCUUGUUAUCAAUGGAAAGUUUUGCCCCAAGGCGUGCUUAACAGUCCUACAUUAUAUCAGAAUUUUGUAGGACAGGCAUUAAAGGAGCCUUGUAAUGUGUUUCCCACUGGCUAUGUCAUUCAUUAUAUGGAUGAUAUUCUUUUGGCCGCUCCUACAGAUCAAAUCUUACAUCAGUUAUUCAGAGAAACAAAACAGGCUUUGACUAAAUGGAAUCUCAAAAUAGCUCCUGAAAAGGUGCAAACCACCUCCCCAUACCAGUACUUAGGCACUAUUAUUACUGAAAGAAGUGUUCAGCCUCAGAAAGUAGUCAUCUGUAGGGACAGAUUACAAACUUUGAAUGAUUUCCAACAAUUAUCAGGGGACAUUAAUUGGCUGCACCCAAUGCUAGGUAUUGCUACUUAUUAACUCAAACACCUUUAUCAGACCCUCCAAGGAGAUUCUUCAUUAGACUCUCCUCGGCAACUUACUAAGGAGGCAGAAGCUGAAUUAUAGCUUGUAGAACAGAUGCUUCAGCAACAACAUGCCACCUGGUUACAGCCACAAAAGCCUUUGCUUCUGUUUAUUCUUCCUACCUCCCAUUCUCCAACAGGACUUUUAGGCCAAUUCAUACACAAAUCUGUAAUAGUAUUAGAAUGGCUUUUUUAUCCAAUCAGACAGUGAAAUCUUUGCAAAUUUAUCUUUCUUUAAUUACUCAACUUAUAACAAUAGGUAGGCAUAGAUCAAAAAUGUUUAUGGGAUGUGAUCCAGACAAAAUUAUUGUUCCCUUGGAUUCCCAACAACAGGCCACAGCAUGGGAAAUGUCGACUGCAUGGCAAAUCACUCUCACAGAUUUUGUAGGAAUAAUAGAUAACCAUUAUCCAUCAGACAAAAUUUUGCAAUUUUAUGAAGUUCACCCUUUUACCCUUCCUGUAAUCACUCAUCACAAGCCUAUUCCAGGCAGACAGACCUAUUUUACUGAUGACUCUUCUAAAGGCUGUGCAGCUAUUUAUGGACCUAAGCAUACUGAAACAAUAAAGACCUCUGGAGUUUCAGCUCAAUGCUCAGAAUUAGUGGCAGUUAUUCAAGUUUUACAGCUCACCGCUUUAUCUCCUAUUAACAUUGUCUGUGAUUCAGCCUAUAUUGUAAAUGUAGCCAGUCACAUUGAGACUGCCACUAUUAAAAGCACCCUAGAACCAGAGCUGUAUAAUUUGUUUCUAAGACUUCAACAAGCUGUUCACUCUCAUGCUGCUCCUUUUCAUAUUUCUCAUAUUUGCUAUCACACACAACUUCCUGGACCACUAUCUCUAGGUAACAAUAAAGCAGAUAAACUAAUCGGUUCUGUAUUUCAACAAGCCCAAUCUUCUCAUGCAUUCCUGCAUCAAAACACCUCUGCCCUUACUCGUAUGUUUCAUCUGCCUUGCAGCCAGGCUUGAGCUAUUGCGCAAGCCUACCCCACUUGCCAGCCUGUCCCUGGCGUUGCACCCAUGGAAGGAUGUAACCCACUAGGCUUGGCUCCAUAUGAAAUCUGGCAGAUGGAUGUUACACAUAUAGCAGCCUUUGGCAAACUCAGCUAUGUUCAUGUGACUACAGACACUUACUCCCAUAUGCUACAUGUCACGUGCCAAACUGGGGAAACAGCUGGUCAUGUCUGAUGACAUUGUCUGUCACCUUUUGCCCAUAUGGGGGUCCCUACACAAUGAAAAACUGACAAUGGACCUGCUUAUGUUAGUCAUGCUUUUCAAAAUUUUUUACAGUUAUGGGCAAUCACUCAUAAAACAGAAAUUCCUUACAAUCCUCAAGGACAAGGAAUCAUAGAGUGGGCACAUCAAACAUUACAAUGCAUGUUGAAAAAACAAAAAUGGGGACUAGGAGACCAGCUACCACCUCAAACAAAAUUACAUUUAGCCUUAUUUACUUUAAAUUUUUUGACUCCUGGUAUGGAUAUUAAGACUCUGGCAGAAUGACAUUGGCAAAUGUUAGAGGGAAAAAGGAAAGUUUACCCAAAGGUAUUACAGAAAUCCCCGGAAGAAGGACAAUGGAAAGGCCCGGUAGACUUACUGAUAUGGGGACGAGGGUUUGCUUGUGUUUUUACAGGAGAUGGACAAUCCGUGUGGGUGCCCUCAAGGUGUGUGUGACCAUGGAACGGGAGACUGGAGAAAUCCAUGGAUCUCAACUGUGGGCCCAGCUCCUCCAGUACGAGCCAUGAGCUAGUUGAAUCUGAAUGCAAAGACAGAACAAGGACCGACUGGAGUCACACUGACAUCAACCCCCAUAAAAUGGGGACAGCUCAAGAAAACCACACAGGAAGCUGAGAAACUGCUGGAGCAAAACCCCUGACUCCAUGUUUAUGGCCAUGCUAGCUGUAAUAUCCUGUGCGGUAUGUUUUCCCUGUGCAGAGGCAAAAACUUAUUGGGCAUAUAUUCCUAACCCACCAGUAGUACGACCGGUACUCGGGAGCAACACUCCUCCUGAGAUAUAUCAUGAUCAGGGAGCAUGGACACCAGGACCCCUAACUCCCCCUGACAGAGAGUGAUUAGAUUCUCAGAACAAUGGUAUCAAUUAUACUGCACCAUUGGAGGGACUUCUUUAUGUGUCACCCAGGAUGCAUCACUCAACCGCAGUUGCCUUGCAAUUCAGUCCCAAGCAUGCUUGAGUUACCAUGGAAAAAUUAUGUACCUAUUAGGCCUUAGCUCUAUUAAUAUUACUGGUGUAGUUACUAAUCACUCCUGGCCCCAUCACCCAAAUUGUAUUGAUUGUACAGAAUGGGCUCCCUUUGAUAAUUCUCACCCCUGUCCUUGGACUCAGUGUCUUGGCCCCUUAGCUAAACAACAGUCCAUGUUAAUGGGAGACAUUAUCGACUGGGGUCCCCAUGGUCAUUUAGAUGGGAGAAGUGAGAAUCAGACCUCAUGGCAUAAAUUUUGCUGGCACUGGUGGCGAAACUUGAACAUCUCUUCGCUACAUCCCAAUCUGCUACACAACUUGCUUGGCACAGAAUGGGCUUUAGCCCACCUUUGCCUCAAUGGCAUUAUCAAGGAAAGAGAGGUCCAAUUCAGGAGUCAAUAUGGAAGACAGCACUCCCAUUUAUGAAUGGCAGCAUUUGGGUUGGGACACUAUCCAAUAAUAGUAAUAAUGCUCAAUGCAGUUUUAAUGUUACCUUUGUAGAAAAUACUACCACACAGUUUACAAUUUGUAUUUUUAAUCCGUAUGUUUUUCUAGCAGCAAAAAAGGACCAACUCCGGGUAAACAAUGCCCAAUCGAUUUGUGAUGCCUGUCAACUGUAUCAUUGCCUUAAUCAUAGCACAAUACAAACACACAGCAUAUCCACCCUAAUAAUUCUAGGUCACAUUCCUGGAUUAUAGAUUCCUGUAAAUCUGUCCGAGCCUUGGGAGGCCACCCCCGCUUUACAUUUUGUAAAACUCCUUCUUAUUCAGCUUACUCAUCGUGCUCGUAGAGCUUUAGGCAUGAUAAUUUUUGCUAUAAUUUCCCUAGUCACACUAAUAACCUCUGCUGUGUUGUCCUCAGUAGCACUGCACAGCUCCAUUCAAACAGCUCAAUGUGUGAAAAAUUGGAUGUGCACAGCCGACCAGGAAUGGAUGCUUCAAAAUAAAAUUAACACCAAGAUACAAACAGAAGUGGCAAUGUUAAAGACUACUGUUCUGUGGCUAGGAUAACAAAUACAAAGCCUGAAGUUGCAGCAGCAAUUGCAUUGUCAUUUUAACCCUAUUCAUAUUUGUGUAACUAAUUUGGAAUAUAAUCAAAGUGAAUAUCCAAGGAACUUUGUAAAGGCCCAUUUACAGGGAGUUUUACAUUCAAUGUUACUUUUGAUAUUAAUGAUUCACAAAGUAAAAUCCUUAACUUGAAUAAGCAGACUCAAGUGCUUCAGCCCUCUUUAAAAGCUUGGGCAGAAUUCCAGCAAGGUUUAGGGAGCCUUAACCCUUGGACCUACUUCAAACAGCACCUCAAUGUCUUUUUUGUGAUUAUCGGAAUAAUGUUAUUAUGUUUCUGUUUUUUGUUCAUAGUCUGUAAAAUCAGCUGGACCACCAACCGGCAAUUGAGAGCUGCACAGCCUGCAAUUACCUUUAUUCAAUUAAUACAAAAACAGAAAAGGGGGGAGGUUGGAGGCCGAAAGAAUGAGGGUCGUGACCAACUCAGUAUACCACUGGAGGCUAUAUGAGCAAACAGCAAACUGUUCUCAUGAAUGCAGGAUGCUGGCAAGCUGACAACUGCAUCUGCCACCAGAAGGAAUGCUGAGGGCAGUCAUACCCCACGUGCAGUGUUCCUUGUGGUUAUCUAUAGGAACAUCUGGAGGCUGUUGUAUAAAGAAAGCAAUUAUGUGAGCCUGUGAUAAAUCAAGCAGCUGACCAACCAUUACCUCUUCCUCCCUGUUGAUUCUACCUAAUAAAUACAAAGGGCUGUAGAAGCUCAGGGCCCUUGUUCCCUAGAAGAAAGGAGCCGCCUGUCUCCUUCUUUAAAACAGA